CAAACAUCUAGUAGAAUACUGAUGAAUUGAAGGAGAUUUUUUUCCCCUACAUUUGUGAGCUCGAUCUUAUUCACAAGUUAAAUGAGAAAUAUUUCUGGAGGACCAUUUUGUCCAUUCACAUGUCCAUUUUAAAUCCCAAUCGAGAUAAGCUCUGGGGGUUUUAGCACUAUUUCAAACUAAACCCCUUUUGCUCGAUAACCUCCGGAGACGCAAUAACUUGAUGAUUGAAGGACGCUUGAUUACAAAGUAGAGAACCCAUCAACAAGAGACCUUAUUCAAUUUUGUUUUGAAUCAAACCCAGAAAAAACAAUAGGAGAAAUGUGGGGAUUUCGUAAUUGUUUUCGUCAAACGAGAAGAAUGAGGCGGCAACGACAGGUGCUCAAUCGGCUUUUCUCUACCUCUGCAGCUUUUGGGCCUCCUCCAUCGAGGCCUUUCCGAAGAGUUGUUGUUACUGGCUUAGGAAUGGUGACACCUUUGGGGUGUGGUGUUGAGACGACAUGGAAGCAACUCUUAGCAGGGAAAUGCGGAGUCAGGUCAAUAACCCCUGAAGAUUUGCAGAUGGAGGGAUUCCAGAGGGAAGUACAGUUGCACACAUUUGAACAGUUGCCAUCCAAAGUUGCUGCUACAGUGCCUUGUGGGACUAACUUGGGUGAAUUUGAUGAGCAAUUGUGGCUAAGUUCCCAGGACCAUCGCUCAAUUGCAAGGUUUAUAGGCUACGCUUUAUGUGCUGCAGACGAGGCUCUUAAAGAUGCAAAUUGGUUGCCAGAUAAACAAAGUGAAAAGGAAAGGACGGGUGUCUCAAUUGGUGCUGGCACAGGAAGCAUUUGCGAUAUAUUGGACGCAUCGAGGCUGAUUUGUGAGAAGCGUCUACGCCGGCUGAGUCCUUUUUUUAUCCCGAGGAUACUCAUCAACAUGGCUUCUGGUCAUGUAAGCAUGACAUAUGGGUUUCAGGGGCCAAAUCAUGCUGCAGUGACAGCUUGUGCUACUGGGGCGCAUUCGAUCGGUGAUGCUUGUAGGAUGAUUCAAUUUGGGGAUGCUGAUGUUAUGGUUGCAGGGGGUACUGAAGCUAGUAUUGAUGCUUUAUCAAUAGCAGGAUUUUGCAGGUCAAGGGCCUUGUCCACCAGAUAUAAUUCGGUCCCGGAGGAAGCUUCAAGACCAUUUGAUUGCGAACGGGAUGGUUUUGUGAUAGGAGAAGGUGCUGGUGUGCUGGUUUUGGAGGAGCUAGAACAUGCGAAGAAGCGAGGAGCCAAAAUUUAUGCAGAAGUGCGUGGUUAUGGGAUGUCAGGCGAUGCACAUCACAUUACUCAACCGCAUGCUGAUGGAAGAGGAGCCUCCUUAGCCAUGAUGCGCGCUUUAGAGCAGUCGGGGCUGGAUCCUUGUCAAGUGGAUUACAUUAAUGCCCAUGCUACGUCAACAAUGUUGGGUGAUGCCAUUGAAGCCAAUGCAAUAAAGUCUCUUUUCUCUAGCCAUGCAACAUCUGGUGCUUUGGCCCUGUCGUCUACCAAGGGUGCUAUUGGCCAUCUUCUUGGAGCAGCAGGCGCUGUGGAAGCUAUAUUUACUGUUUUGUCCAUUCAAAAUGGCGUUGCACCCCCGACACUUAACCUGACCAAACCAGACCUAGUAUUUACCGAAGAUUUCAUGCCUCUUACAGCUUCAAAGGAGAUGAAUAUUAGAGCAGCCAUGUCAAACUCCUUCGGCUUUGGAGGAACGAAUUCUUCCUUGUUAUUUGCUUCCAUAUCUUGAAGAUGUAUCAGUAUUCCUGGUGGUUGGAAAGGAAGCUGCAAAAGAGUUGGACGCAUUCACAAGCAGGCAGUUUUCCUGUGCUAUUCGGACAAGAGAGUAGUAGUUUUUCCUUCUAGGGUUCUUCCUUGGAUGUUUGUACAUUAAAAGAAACCAACAAUUGUGCUUUCUCAUUUCACAAAUGUAACUUUUUUCUUCAAAAAAAAUGUAACUUUUGAUUGAGGUUGAACACCUGGAAAACCAUGUAAAGUUACUUACAAUGGAAUUUAGAGGCAAGCUGAAUGGAUUAUUUUAUUGGCUCCCAAC
Oldenlandia corymbosa var. corymbosa is the source of this 2046-nucleotide messenger RNA. Lineage: Eukaryota; Viridiplantae; Streptophyta; Magnoliopsida; Gentianales; Rubiaceae. The record is from the annotation of a GenBank genome assembly.